UCCCGCCUGAAUCCCUCUUUCGCCAUCGCCAACUCCAUGUGAGGGGCGGGUCGGCCCAGUGUUGUGUCGAGCCCGCGCAUUUUGGAGCCGAUUGUCUUUCUCUCUCUCUGUCUCUCUCUCUUCCUCUCCGAUCUCGUGCGUCUUUCUAUCGCCGGAACGAGUGAAGGGUAGGCGGCGAUCGGAUAGCAGCGAUGGCGGAAACUCUCUCCCUUCGCGGCACCCUCAAGGGGCAUACCGAUUGGGUCACGUCCAUCGCUUGCCCUCUGGACAACUCGGACAUGAUCCUCUCGUCGUCUCGUGACAAGUCGAUCAUUAUGUGGUCGUUGACUAGGGAGGAGAAUAGUUAUGGAAUUGCCCGUCGGAGGUUGACUGGCCAUGGCCACUUUGUUCAGGACGUGGUGAUUUCGUCGGACGGUCAGUUCGCCCUCUCCGGGUCUUGGGAUGGAACCCUUCGUUUGUGGGACUUGAACUCCGGGACAACCACGCGGCGAUUUGUCGGACACACGAAGGACGUGUUGAGCGUUGCCUUCUCCGUGGACAACCGACAGAUCGUGUCUGGGUCGAGGGAUCAAACCAUCAAGCUCUGGAACACCCUCGGCGAGUGCAAGUACACAAUCCAGGACCAACAGGAGGCGCACACCGGAUGGGUGAGCUGUGUACGCUUCUCCCCCAUGACCACCAACCCUAUCAUUGUCUCUGGUGGCUGGGACAAGAUGGUGAAGGUCUGGAACUUGACUAAUUGCAAGCUGCGAACGAACCUGGUUGGACAUACGGGCUACAUUAACACCGUGACUGUCUCGCCCGAUGGCUCGCUGUGUGCCAGUGGUGGUAAGGACGGCGUUGCUAUGCUCUGGGACCUUGCUGAGGGCAAGAGACUGUACUCCCUCGACGCUGGCGAUAUCAUUCACGCCCUGUGCUUUAGUCCGAACAGGUACUGGUUGUGCGCGGCCACGCAGCAGUGUGUCAAGAUCUGGGACUUGGAGAGCAAGAGCAUCGUCGACGAGCUUCGGCCCGAUUUCCGCCAGGAUUCCUCAUCCGUCAGCAAGAAGGCAAUGAUUCCGUACUGCACGAGCCUUAACUGGAGCUCUGAUGGGAGCACGCUUUACACGGGCUAUACGGACGGUCAUAUUCGCGUCUGGAGCGUGGGGAGGGCCUAAGAGAGAGGAGGAUGAGCAAAGAGCGUGGAUCUUGAAGUGUUGCGUGGCUCUUGAAAAGUGCGACAUGUUGGCUGGGGGCGAAUCGCAAUGUCUGGUGGCGGAUGUAGUGGCAUGGGUCAACUGGGCGGCCGUUAAUUUUGAUAUUGAUUGAAAGAUGGCAGUGUGUGGCUUGGUAUACAUUUAGCGCUUGGAGGUAAUAUGAUGUGGAAACGGAGGCUAAUGAGGAAAUGGAGGCUGUUUUGGCUCUUUUGUGAGGCGAGUUGUUUAUUGAGAGAAGAAAAGAACGUCGUUUGCCGAGAGAGGCGAAUUGUGUACUUCUUCUUUUUCAAUUCAAGCAGGCUCUUUUGUCCAUCUUAAGCAAGGGGGACGUCGUUUGCCGAGAGAGUCGAAUUGUGUGCUUUUCUUUUUCGAUUCAAGCAGGCUCUUUUGUCGAUCUUAAGCAAGCGGGAGGUAGAGCGACUGGUCGUGAAAAGUGAUGCUGGUUGUGGGCACUCGGUGGCGGUGAUGGGGUGGUGGACCAUACGCGUCUCCACCUGCAACAACCUUUUGAUGUAACGUAUCAUCAUUGUUAGGAGCUGCUGCUGUUUUGGUGGAAAGAAAUGGAGCAAGUCGUCGUCGUUGGCGUUUUUGUCGUCGUUGUUGUUUUUGUCGUUGUUGUUGUUUGAUGUUGUUUGAUGUUGUUUGAUGUCGGUCAUGGAUGUGUCUUCAGGCUGUUUAUGGGAUGUGUUCUAUAUUCUGAUAGUAAAGAGGUGAAUGAUAAAGUGAGAACGUGUACUGAGCCUAGCUCAGUGGGUACACCUGUGUACUGUUGAAAUACAGACCCGAGGUCGAAUCCAGAUGAUGGUACAUGAUGAGUAAACCCAAACAUUUGUGAAUUGCCUGCGGCGGUCAGCUCAGUCGUGAUAUACGUCAAGGCCGUCGCCCUUUAGAAGAAAGAGAAAAAAAAAGGAAGUGUACUGAGAUCAGCAUAUGUGGCUGAUUGAUUGAUUGAUUGAUUGAUUCAUAUGGAUUCGUGUCCGCAAGCUUUUUGUGG
Chara braunii is the source of this 2190-nucleotide messenger RNA. The record is from the annotation of a GenBank genome assembly. NCBI's taxonomy places the organism in Eukaryota, Viridiplantae, Streptophyta, Charophyceae, Charales, Characeae.